CUUAGUCUCUGUCUGUCUGCAACGAAACACUAAGGUGCUUGUUGCUUCAAUUUCUCGUCUAUGUUAUCAGAUUUUGUGAGUUAACAUCGCUUAAUUGAAGCAGACAGCUUACUUCGAUAUCCCGCUAAAAGAUGAGUGACCCUGACUUCUCACAACCAAGGCACUUCAGUGACGUGGUGCUUUCUGUGGAGGGAACCAAAUUUCACGUCCAUAGGAGUACGCUGUCUAUGUGGUCCCCAGUGUUCGAGAAAAUGUUCACGUCCGAAUUCGUGGAGAGAGACGCAAAAGAGAUAACUUUGCCUGGGAAAAAAGCAGACGAGAUUGAAGUGCUGCUCAAGAUAAUGUACUCUCAAGGCAGAGCUCGUCAAAUAAGAGAAGAAAAUUGUCAAUUCCUGCUGGAACUGGCCGAGGAAUACCAGAUGGACACAGUUAAGGAGCUUUGCUGCGAAUACCUUUCUGGCAACGUACAGGAUACAACCUGUGUGAAGUUUUAUAUGAUUGCAGAAAGAUUUAGACUUGAUUCUUUGUUGAAAGAAACACUCCAGCAAACGAAAUAUCUGCCUUGGAGGACAUUGGAUCAGGACGCGUAUUUUGAUAAACUUCCCGACAAAACCAAACUAGAAAUCUGCAAAACAAGGAUACAGGAGCUUGAAAAGACUCUGGCUGAAUAUGUAAAUACAUGUUCAAGCCUUGUGGAUGCAGUGUAUAGAAAAGUUGCGGAGAAAGUUCAGACUACAGAGUGUGAUAAUUACGAGGUUCAUCGUUGCGGAGUGAGCGAACGUUUUAAGCUUUCUUGCAAGUGCUGUAGGAGGCGAGUUCAGUAUGCAGAAUGUGACUUGGAGUAUUGGAUUUUCAGAACACAGCUGAAAAAGUUGUUUGAUUUGGAACACUAUAAUAAAACAGCUCGGGAAUGUAAAGGCUGAAUAGUGUGAAAAAAUUAAACGCCAACCCGCAGUUUUGGAACAAAGCGGUCAAACGUCUGCGCAUGUACAAGCGUCGUAAUGACUAAGGACUGAGUGGCUUGCUUUCAGGCUGUUACAGGUAAUCAUACUAGCCAGUGAGUCACGGUGUUUUAUAAGCGAAUUACUUGUUUGGUAAUUAAAAGCUCAAUACAGGACGGUAAUUCAACAGGAUACCCGUUCGUGAAUAAGCUUUGUGUUCGAAAAGUCUCGAGUUUUCCUUUUCCAUAAUUUUGUUUCCUGUACAGGAACAGCACAGGAAACAGCGUACAGCGGCUUGGUUAGGAUGUGUUUCCUAGAAAUUUUGCGUGGGAAAUUGGCGGCCAAAAUGAAUCCCCUCGCGCAUGCCUUUCGUUUUGACCGCUGUGCUCAGUGUUGGCCGGUUGUUGGGCUUACAUUGUAAUUGAAUUUGCUUCUUCAUAGAAAAAAGGGGCCGGUCUUUAUUUAUCG
Pocillopora verrucosa is the source of this 1409-nucleotide messenger RNA. Its product is annotated as BTB and MATH domain-containing protein 38. NCBI's taxonomy places the organism in Eukaryota, Metazoa, Cnidaria, Anthozoa, Scleractinia, Pocilloporidae. Gene Ontology annotation, molecular function: protein binding. The record is from RefSeq and is a predicted model, not a curated record.